AUGAAUAACUUUCAGCAAUGUAUGUGUGCCAAUGCAAACUUACCUGACAAGUACUGGGGCUUUGCAAUUGUCCAUGCAGCCUACUUAUGGAACGUAACCCCCAAGGCAUUCCUCAAUGGCCAAACUCCCAAAGAGAUGUUCUUGGGACAAAUGCCCAACGUAGCACAACUACAAAGGUUUGGAUGCACCGCCUGGGUACAGGCACACACACUUCUACAUAGAGAGUCCGGGAAGCUAAUCACCUCCCAAGAUGUUGUUUUUGAUGAAGGCAGAGGUGUUUGUCAGUGUGUGGUACUCAAAAGCUAUGGGGACAACCCCUUACCCAAAGAAGAGGGCAACAACAAGUCAAAGGCUGAGGUAAAAACCAACAACAAGAACAAGGCAGACAAUAAGAAGGACAAUGCCCCCAAGCCCGUAUCAGUCAGACAAUCAAGCCAAUCAAGGCGCCCUCCUGUACAGUACAGGGCAAAUGUGGGCGCUGAAUACGCCUGGUUAGCCAACACAAAUGCAAUACUUGAAGCACUUAACGCAGCUCUACUGGCACCUCCCAAAACAUUUGCCAAAGCAAUGUCCUGGCCAGGCAGUCCCAUGUGGUUGGCCUCUAUGACCAAGGAGCUCAAUUUGAUUGAGAAGCACGGCAUGGGAAAGAAAGUUGGAAGACCUACCAACAAGAACAUCAUCAAGUGCAAGUGGGUCCUUGGCUAUAAACUUGGAUUCUCUCAACGCCCAGGUGUCAAUUACACAGAUGUUUCUUCACCUGUAGCAACCUCAGAUGCCAGCUGCGUCCUUCUUGCAAAAGCUACAAGCAAAGAUUGGGAAAUAAUCCAGCUGGACAUAAAGACAGCAUUCCUCCAUGGCAAGAUCAAAGAGGAAAUCUACAUGGAACAGCCUCCAGGCUUCAAAGACACCUCCAGUGACUACGUAUGGCAGCUUUACAACAUGCUACUUAUGGGUACACCGCAAUCAUUCCUCAAUGACACAAAGGUAGAGUUGGGGAAAUCUUUCAAGCUUGUCAAUCUUGGCAAGCCCAAGGUGUUUGUUGGCGUUAAGAUCAAUUGA
Molecule: messenger RNA, 1059 nt
Organism: Rhizoctonia solani
Lineage: Eukaryota; Fungi; Basidiomycota; Agaricomycetes; Cantharellales; Ceratobasidiaceae
Product: Retrovirus-related Pol polyprotein from transposon TNT 1-94
Exons: 4
Coding region: 1-1059 (352 amino acids)
Source: RefSeq, a predicted model, not a curated record